GUGGAGAGCACAGAGCAGGAGAGGUAUAUAGGUGGAAAGUCCUUUCUUCCCCUGUAUGAUAAGCUGAGGCUGAGCCUUUCCCUGCCUGGCUGAGCCGGUGCUGCAGCACUGGGAUCCCUGUCACCGCUCCUCCCCCCUCCCCCCUCCUCCGGAGCCGCACACACAUAAUAACAAAGUUACUUUGCAGCAGCUGCAGGACCUCACCCCGCCUGCUGUCUGCUCUCCUAACCGGCUGCAGCCCUACUGGCAUACCCAGCACAGCGACACGGGUGCAGCCACACUGCCCUGCCCGGCAUACCCAGCACAGCAACCCGGCUGCAGCCCGCAGUGCUGUGCAGAGAGGGAGAGCGCGGCAGCCUGACUGCAGCAUGUGUGCCAGCUAGGAGGUAUAUGUGAUUUCUGCAUUGCCCAUCCCUCAUCCUGAUGUUUCUUCGGCCGGAACCAGAGCUGGGCUGGCUGCCAACCCAUGUCCAGGUCACCAUCCUGCAAGCUAGGGGCCUGCGGGCCAAGGGCAAGCAUGGCACCAGUGAUGCCUACACACUGAUCCAGGUGGGCCGGGAGAAGUACAGCACCUCCGUGGUGGAGAAGACCCCCGGCUCUCCGGAAUGGAAGGAGGAAUGUUCUUUCGAAUUGUCCCCUGGAGCCAUCGAGAGGGGGGAGAACAGCGAGCUGAAGCUGAUCGUCAUGCAUCGCGCUCUUAUUGGCAUGGACCAGUUCCUGGGGCAGGUCAGCGUGCCUCUGCAGGGGCUCUUCCAGGAGGGCCGCUCAAAGAGGGACCAGUGGUACAAGCUUCACUCGAAAACUGGAAAAAAGGAGAAAGAACGAGGAGAGAUCCAGGUGUCCAUCCAGUUUACGAGGAACAACCUGACGGCAAGCAUGUUUGACCUCUCCGUCAAAGACAAGCCAAAGACGCCGUUCGGCAAGCUGAAGGACAAGAUGAAAGUGAAAAAGCACUUCGAUAUGGAGUCCUCCUCGGCCAUUGUCCCAAGCAGUGUUGGCCGUCUGGACAGUGAUGAGGAGGAUGAGAAAAAACCAAAGUUCAAGGCAGCUGCUUUCUUUAAAGGACGUCUGCGCAAGAGUUCCCUCACCAAGUCCAACACUUCUUUGGGGUCGGAUAGCACCAUCUCCUCCACAAGCGGCACUGCGCCCACUAGUGCUGGCAUAACCAUUAAUCUGCCGGAUGUCAUCAAGAAACCCGCCGUCAGGAACAGCAGCCUGUCCACCGAGCCAACCGUUAACAUCCAUGAAGCUUCUCCCAGGAUGACGCACAAGAGGGCCUUCAGCGACGAGGUUAGCCAACUCAAAUUAUUCCCAGAACCAAAGGCCGUGCAAAACCUGAAGCCAGAUAGCAGCCCGAUCUCCAAGUCGUCUUUGUGCAUAAAUGGGAGCCAUGUCUACACAGAAGUGCCUCUUCCCAAGCCACCCGUGUCUCUGGAGAAAGCUGCACCUGCCUCCAAGUCCUUUCAGAACAUUGUAAAGAAAGCGGACGAGGCCGCAGUGCCUGAAGUAACUCGGGGACCGGUCCACACUUUAGAGAAAGUGGGGCACAAGUCAACAGGCCUUUCUAUAUCUGCUGAAGGGGAAAUGGUCUCCUCAAAAGCGGUGGCGGCCUCACAGAAGCCAAAGAACGACCAGGUCCUCGUGGAUUCCAAGCCUGUCCAAAUCACGUCACCCAUGGUAUUUACUGCGGAUCUGUCAAAGAUUAAAGUUCAGGAAGCGAAGACAAAAGAAGAGAAGCCCGCGGCCAUUGUCCAGCAGGGAUCUGGGAAGAGUCAGUCCAGCCAAAAGAAUCUCACGGAGACCUCACCUCAAGUGCCUUCAAGCUCUGAAGAGAGGGGGAAGGUCGGCAGCUGGUUUGGUUCUAAAGACACUAAGGAGACUCCACCGAAACCAAGUUUCCCCUCUGGGUCUAUUGGUACCUCAGAAGCUGCUGAAAGGAACUCUUCUCUUGCGGAGGAACACAGUCCAGUGGCCUUCUCUCCGUUUACAGAAGAUCAGAAAGUUUUUUCGUACCCAGGGGAAAGUGGCUUUUUGCAAGCAUUUGCCGAAAAUCGGGAUUUCAGCUUGGCUCAGAGCUCCUCGUUGGAACCUCCUGCCCUGGCCUCAGAAUUGGAGGAACAGUUUGACGCUUUUGCCUCAAGCCGAUUGCAACCUUCCUCUAACAAUCGUAGACCAUCGGAAACUAAGGAUAAAUCUUUUGUUGGUGUUUCUAUGGAACAUCUAUUACAGUCUUCAUCUGAAUUCCAAGGAACUGAGCCUACAACUCAUCGUAGUGAUGACAAUCCAUGGAACCUACAUUCAAAGAACCCUAAUGUGCAAACAUUGGGCACAUGUUGGCCAGAAAUGCCCGAUGUUGGCAGAAGAGAGACUGAAGAAAUCUCUCCUUUUCCAAAAAGCCUUUCCCAGAACUUUUCUCCAGCAUUCAUUCCACCCAGUGAAUCUCCAAGAAAUCAGACACUCAUUACAGAUACGACUAACCGUUAUGCACAAGUGAAUGUUGACCUGCCACUUCCCGAAUCUAAUACCACCUCAAACGUAUUGGUGGGGGCAAUCCCAGGUGAGAGCAGGAUAGCUGCCAUCUCGCCACGUGUAGUAAUAGAUCAGAACACUAUCAGUUUAGAAGAGAAUAUCGGUGUCUCGCUGUGUGGCCAGGAGUCACCAACCCAAAGAAAGUACCCUACUAGCUUGUUUCCCAUAAAUGAAACCGUGCUUCAGUUCAACAAAGGUAGUGGUAUUGUAGAGCAUGUGCUGGACUCUGUAGAGCUUAAAGAACAGGCCCACAUUGAACAACGUUUCUUUGCUUUUAAUCAAGAAGUAAUCCCUAGUGUGAGAACCUUGAUGGAAGAAAGGGUUAAGGAGCUAAUUAAAGAACAGGCCAUCAAUGAGGACAUAGGGUCUACAGCACCACCCAAGCCCUCUCUGCUCAUGUUGUCACCUGCCCUUGAGCGGUUGGAGACUUCUAAUGAUGAUUGCAAACAAACAAGUAAUCAGGAAACCACUGAAAAACAAAGAGAGAGCCCAGAGGUACAUAUGAAACCGCAGAACAUGGGAGAUAGCAAACAGACUGUCUCUCCAGUGGCCUGUUGUCCUGUAAUUGAGAUGCAAAGCCCCGUGUUAGGCUCUAUAGGUGAGGACACUCAAUCCGCCACUGAGGGCCUGUGGUCUAAUUUAGGGGAAGGAAUUAAUGAGGUUUCAAAGCUGGGUGCCGCUAAUGGGGAACACCUGUUGGAUGUAAAUGAAGUAACCGCGUCAGAGCAGUUCCGGACUUGCCCUUCCAACGUCUCACUAGACACAGACCUCUCAAGCCUUCAAGAAGCCUCAAAUAAAUUGCACUUAAUUAACCAUGGUCCAUCUGAAGUACCCUCAACAUUGGGACACAGCAAACAGGAUAAAGAUGAUUUCAACUUCCUAAAGCCAGUUUUGCUGUCAAACAAGGAAAGUAGGACUGAAAUUGCAUGUUUGGCUAAAAAAUGUGACCAGUCCGACUUUCUUUUUUGGUCUGCCCUAGAGGAGCAGAUACCGCCCUCCAUGGUAGAUCCAGCCGACACCAGGCAGGACUUGUCGAAGAGUCCGUGUCCUGAUGUUCACUCUGAGAGUAGCACCAAACCAGAGCAGAGCAAAGGGGAGGUUCUAGCCAGUCAGAGUGUUGAACCUAUUAUCCCACCACUCAGUGAGUUGUUAGACCAUAGACUUGAGUCCAGCAUGAAAUCUUUAAGAGAAGAAAGCCAGUCGGGUCUUCUGCUAAGCCAGCAGUCGUCUUGGUCAGCAGACAUAGUUGUAGACUUCAAGAAUGAGGGUUUCUGGAGAAUAGAGUCUGACCAGCUAGAUCAUAUUAAAUGUUUCCCUUCACCAGGAAAUCCCUUUACACCAGUUGACAGAGCUCCUUUAAGUCCCAAAAAUCCCUUUAUUGACCUCUCUAGGGACAGUCUGAGUUCUGGGUCUUCGUUGCCGGAAGACCUGAGCUUCAAAGACCUUCAUGCCCAUGCAGCGCUUAGAGACAUCCCCUCUGCUAUCCUUCCUGCUGAGGUGAAAGAUGCUUUUAUGCAUGGAAGCCCACCUCUGGCCUUCUCCACUCCUUCCCUCGAUGCUGCCCCAAACCCUACACUAUCAGACUUCCCCUCUCCAAUCAUGUUUCCUACAACUUCUGGGGUCACCAUUGCAACCAGUACCCGCACAUCGACUCUGUCGUGCUGCCAGUCCUCCGCGGCCAGUGGUGGGACAUCGCAUGCUCCUUCGGUCCUGCCUCAGGAGACACAGACAGCUGACAAUCCAUUUAUGCCUCUAAGAACCAGCCCCCACCCGGUGAAACCAAUAAGUGCUGCUCUCUCGGAUUCUGCACCCGAAAAAAAACCACAUCGGCCGGCUCUCACCACAGCACUGAAUAGUGGUCUGGAGAAGUUAAAGUCGGUGACCGGUGGACAGCAUUCCGUACCCAAGAAACAGGAGCUGGAGCGGCUGAAGGACCUGUGUCCUCCGGACCUGGCGGCUAAAUACUACCACCUUACUCACGACGAGCUGAUCCACAUGUUGCUGCAGCGCGAGGUCGAGCUGGGCAAGAAGGAAGACCACGUGCGGGAGUUGGAGACUUACAUUGAUAAGCUACUGGUACGCAUUAUGGAGCAGGCACCAGCGCUACUCCAAGCCCCGCUGGAGACCAAGAAGUAGAGACGCCAGCCUGAGGAGGCCUGAAGACCUUGGCAUCCUGAAGGUCCUGGCAGUUUCCCUUGAUUUGUAGUGUCACACCUCUGGGAAGAUGGUUCCAAUACACCGUUUACAGAUCACAUCUUUCUGCUGCCAUACGGGAUGGUGCAAUGUGAAGAUUAAACCUUUGAGAGAGAACUUUCAUCCGUCUUCCUCCUGUAGCCUUCAGGACCUUAGUCCGGGCAAGUGCUACUGGUCGUGUCACCCUGUGACUCACUGUUACACCACAUACACAUUGCUGUAAUAAACACACCCUCUCUGAUCAGGCACAGGUUAAUCUUUCACGUUUCAGUAUUUCAUUACAUUGCUUACUUGUCACAAGUUGGAACACAAGUGCUUACAGUACCUUUCUCACGUAAAUAACCUGGGUAUAGUUGGCCUUGGUUCUGUCCAGGGAGCCAACAAUGAAACCGCGUGGGAUUUGGGGAGUGCUAACACUGUUAGUUUCAAAUACCACUUUUGCAAUAUUUGAAGUAUAGCUAAAGUCUAGUUUCCCAAGGACACCACCAUCUCCCUGUAUAGAUGGGUGCUCGUAUCCCUAACAGUCACGUUAGAUGGCGCCUGUUCCACCGCUAUAUCUAUAGGUCUUUGUAUGCGAGUCUGUCCACAACUUAGGCCAUCCUGUCACCGUGGUCACUUGGAACUCAUGCCAAGUAUUGGUGGGCUAACUCUGUCUAUUAUGGCCUGGAUUGUGGUUGGCACCACUCAAGGAGGUAGAUUUGGCUCUAAACUGAAGCUUUUCAAAGUAUGACACUUGUGCCAUAGACAGGGAAGGAGUACAGGAAAGGUACAUGGCAAGUGUUACGAAUCAACACGUUCUCUGAUAUAUGUAUAUACACUGAUUAAGUUCUGUUAGGAUAGGCUGUUACUCUAUGGUCCCCUUUUUAUAAGCUUAUAAUCAUAUCCUCCUUUUACCUAUCCCAUGACAGUAGCUGGAAACCCUGAAUUUAUUCGGUUAAGUGGAGUCUGCCGAGUCACAAGCUCAAAGCAGCUGUUAGGCUGCAGGGUCAUAGAUACUUGUAAAUCAGAUCUCUACCUCUACUGUGUAAAGGUGAUGGAUUUGCCUCAAUGGCUGUAAGGUUUGUGGGAGGGGUGGGGGCCAUCGAUACUCGUUCUGUAUACAAAGUAUUCUGGAUCCAUCGCUUCUAUCUAUACUGUAAUUUCAUCUGCUGCUGCUUUCUCUUGCUAGAAUAACUGUGACACAAAUGCACUCGAUUGAGAAAGCCAAGCUUCGGAUUUACAAUACAGUGUACGUGAAUCCUGGAUGUAUCUAUUGGCAUAAAUGCAGAACACCCUUCAAUUGAAGUCCCCCUGUUCUAUAUUGCUGUUUGCAUAUCCCUGUGUGUGCACAGGCCCAUGGCAAAGGCCUCUCAUCUCUGUAUAUAGUGCCUACAGACCAAUUUGACCAGCUCAAUAUCCCCCCCCCCCCUUCCUUGAAGAAAAAGGAGGCAAACCGUUAAGGUGAAUGUCUUAGGCUGAGUUUUCUGUACAACAUCCUAAUCACAGAGGUGAAUAUCUGGAAUGUAUCCCCUCUUAUUUUAUAUCUCUCAGUUGCUGCUUGCACAGGGGACGCAACCUUCUGUAUUUAGGAUUAAUUUUGCUGUAAAAAGCUGUAUGAAGUGUGCACAUUGCGGUUCUGCCUAAACCCCUUCUCUGGAUGUAUAAAUUACAGUAUUUCGUAUGUGUACAGCGUAGCUGGAUUUCUGCUGGGCAAUGACGAGCAUUUUGGGACACCAGAAUUUAGGGGACUGUACAUUCUGUUUUGGCACUCCAGUAUGAUAAUUGUGUCCGGUUGUCAUUGAUUUGGCAUAUACAGAUACUGUGUGUGGAGAUCAGUUUGUAUUAUGAAAGUACAGUAAAUGUUGCCUCGUGAAAUUGUUUAGCAAGGAUUUGCGUUUUAGGUGCUGCAAACCAGAAGACCAUGUGUGACUGAUUGGUGCAGUAUUGGAUCCACAUGGAAGUCCAGUGCUCUUUAAAAUAAUGGGGUAGAUGAAGAGAACGGCACGGUCUAGUCCUCUGCGGCGUCCGUGACGUCACCAUACCACCAUACACUGCCCACUGCUCAGGUUAUUCUGUCAGACUAUACAACAAUGUCUUCCAGUUCCUUUUAAACGACCCAUAUCCUGAUGUAUUUGAAACCACCAGUGUCUUUCUUACAAAGUGCAUCAACAGCAAUAGAUAAUCAUUCAGGUCAAGGCCUCUUGAUAGGAACCAAUUUAAUAUAAAGGUUUAAGGUCAUUUUAAUUGAAGGAACAGGUUCUCCUCUUGGACAUCGUCUCAGGAACGCUGUGAAACUAUUCCCCCCCCCCCCCCAGUCAUUUUUGGUGUGGCUCACUUCUUGGGGCCUUGGUGUGUCGGGCAUGGAUUAUUACACAUUAUGGACCAUUUUUUGCUUCAGAUAUUUUGGAUUUCUAUUGGCUGCAGUAACUUAAUUUGGUGGAAACGUGUUCUGAUGAUAGUAAAUGCGUUUUAGUGAAGAAUUGGUGUCUGGGGCAGGUGAGAGAACAUUAUCCCGGGAGACCCUUUUGGAGAAGUAGCUCCUAAAUGCCUCUGUAGGCUAAAUCCUCAUGAAUAUUAAAAAGGCAGCCAACACUAGUGAGUGCAACAGGCGCAGUGUAAGUGACAUAUCUGGAUCAGUGUGUUUUCGUUAUCUAGGUGCACCAAAGUGUACGCUUCUCAAACUUUCCCAGGUUCUGGUACAGGGUGCAGUGACUGUUACACUUUGCCACUUUUGUCUGGUGACCAUUGUAGGUCCUCCUAAUAACAGAGCAUUGUAGGUCCUCCUAAUAACAGGCGCAUCUCUGAAUCUGUUGUGUGUUUUCAUUACCAGGUGCACCAAAGUGUACGCUUCUCAGACUUUCCCAGAUUCCGGCACAGGGUGCAGUGACUUUCCCACCUUUUGUUUGGUGGCCAUUGUAGGCCUUCCUUAUAAGGUGUGCGUGGAGCAGUGUCCAUUUCACAGGUAUAGCGCAACUAAUGGGGUGUUUAUAAGUAUACACACACAUUUUUUAGCUGAUUUUAACUUUUACUACACUACAGAAGGUGUACAACAAUGUUAAUUUGCUGCCAGACGCAUGGAGUAUAUUAAAUUGAAUGUCGUCCAGCUCUAAUUCUAAUCCUCAAUGGGAAAAGAUCGCCCCGUAGCACAAUAUAGCACAUAGUGGCGAUGUACAAGCAGUGAGUAAGUCCUCCUUUUAUGCAUCUGGUUACCAUAUUUAUUAGUAAUAUUUGUGUGUAGAAAGUCUCAAGGGCUGAACAUAAGCCCCAGUCUCCUCUAGUUACAAACCCUGCGUUCAGUUACUACACUCUUUCUAAAUACUGCUAUGCCUUGCAGUCAAGUCUUUAUAUAACAAGUCAUUCUAUUCACUGAUACUGGUGUACGACUGAGCUGCUACUUAUCACAAUUACAGUAUAUAACAACUACCCAUUCUGCCUGAAGGUUACAAAGUACAAGGGAACCAGAAAGCUGAAACAACGGUUUUAGUUAAAGCUGCAGGGUGACAUAAACCCUAAAGUCGCCUGGAGGUGGGUAGUCUGUUAGGAGUAAUCGCUAAUCAAUCUUUCAGCUUGAUUUCCAGGUUUCUGAUAGUAAAUGAUAACCCGUCUCGCUUGCUACAUGCUAUAUAUGUGGAUCAGGGGUUUCCACGGGGCAUCAGGAGAUCCUCAUUGUCACCACUGGUCUGCUAGGUGGUGGGGCUCCUGGUGGGUCAUUGUGGAGAACUUGGCAACCCUUAAGUCUGGUACCCCACACACACACUUACUGCAGUUAUUGGCUCCUCUAUUACCUGCAAUGUAUGUGUUCAUACAAGGCUGCAAGUCGCUUACUUGAUGCAUAAAGCAUUCUCCUAAGUCCAAGUAUGUAUGUUGCUCUACCAAAUAUCUCUUAUCUAUGUUUUAUAAGCGUGGUUAUGUUUAUUAAGUAUGUUCAUGAAAUAUUAUGUUUUUAAGCACUUUAAGAUAUAAUAAAGUCAAUGAAACAUCUUAA
Molecule: messenger RNA, 8686 nt
Organism: Pseudophryne corroboree (corroboree frog)
Lineage: Eukaryota; Metazoa; Chordata; Amphibia; Anura; Myobatrachidae
Gene: RAB11FIP5
Product: RAB11 family interacting protein 5
Exons: 7
Coding region: 424-4665 (1413 amino acids)
Biological process (GO): regulated exocytosis
Cellular component (GO): early endosome; mitochondrion; recycling endosome
Molecular function (GO): small GTPase binding
Source: RefSeq, a predicted model, not a curated record